This is a messenger RNA of Durusdinium trenchii, 1422 nucleotides long. The record is from the annotation of a GenBank genome assembly. Lineage: Eukaryota; Dinophyceae; Suessiales; Symbiodiniaceae.
AUUUUUUUCAUCACAAUUUCAAUGGAAGAAACCUCAGCUUCACAGAGUAUCAUUCUUUUGCGACUGGUACGUGUGAUGAAGUCUUUGCGUGCGAUUCGCAUGGUGCGCAGCUUUAAAAUCUUCAGAGGGCUACGAGUUCUGGUGAAGGCCUGUGGGUGCUUUUUGCCAUCCCUAUGCUGGGCAAUGGUUUUGCUUGGAGUAUUGAUGUCGAUGGGCUCCCUGCUGAUCGGAAACCUUUUGCAAGACUUCAUUGCAGAUGAGACCUUGGAAUAUGCCCAUCGUCUUUGGCUUUGGGAGCACUAUGGCACUGCCUGGCGAGCAACCUACACUCUCUUCGAAGUAACCAUGGCAGGAAAUUGGCCUGUGAAUGCGGAACCCGUUCUGGAGCUGAACCAGGCCUUCUCGCUCUUUUUCAUUUUUUAUGUGACGAUUGUCGUCUUUGCGGUCAUCAGGGUGAUUACAGCUGUGUUCUUGAAAGACACGUUGGAAGCAGCUCAAAACGAUGCUGAGCAGCUGGUCGCUGACAAGAUCGCCAUCCGAAAUAAACUGAUUGCUCGACUAGAAGGCAUUUUCAAUGUCAUGGAUCGAGAAGAAAGUGGCAUGAUUACUGAAGAGAGGUUGUCCAAGGUCUUGGCGAAUCCCAAAGCCGCGGCCUACUUCCAAACCUUGGAUUUGGACGUGCAUGAAGGACGAGCACUUUUCAACCUCUUGGACAACGGGGAUGGUGAGGUCACUCAAGAGGAGUUCAUAAGUGGCAUUCUCCGGUGCAAAGGGCAAGCGCGUGCCAUUGAACAAGUGGCCAUGCAUUCAGAGUUGCGGAUCCUGGACAAAAAACUCAGCAAGGUGAUUGCGUUGAUCCGAAAGGAUGCUGUUUCGAAGGACAAAGCCCACCACAGAAGGAGAAGCAGGAAUACCCAUAGAAACUUCAAGUAUUGCUUCGUGUUGAUGAUGCAGCAACUGAGCUUGUGCGCGGUGGUCACAUGCUGUAAGCCUUCAUCGAAGACAGAGGGGUGUAUAUACCGGCUGCUAUUUGCUUAGAACCCAAGUGCAUCGUUCUUCUUCCAGUCCACUUUUGCUUGACCUUUAGCAAUGCAGAUCGGAGACAAGAUUGUUGAAUUGGGGGUUUGAGACGAGUCACAGAUGCAGCGGCAUGAUUCUCAUGAUGUUGAGCAGAUAAAUGAUGUCAAGAUCCCUGCUGAUAUCUGCUGAUGCUUUUCGAGGAGCUAUGCCGUUUGAUAAUACCGCUGCUCGCCAACACAUGUGAACAUCAAGAAUGACAGCGAUUUGCAGCAGUCUGACCAAUUGAGGGACGAUGCACAACAGCUUUGCAUGUUUGCAUGCAAGACGGGAGCUUGCAUUGAACUAUUUUGCAGUGUUUUUCGCCACUUUGAGGGAGGGGGCAGCUUUCUACUCAAUUCCUUC